Chaetomium strumarium is the source of this 1102-nucleotide messenger RNA. RefSeq names its product kinase-like domain-containing protein. The coding region runs from base 37 to 1065 and encodes 342 amino acids. NCBI's taxonomy places the organism in Eukaryota, Fungi, Ascomycota, Sordariomycetes, Sordariales, Chaetomiaceae. The record is from RefSeq and is a predicted model, not a curated record. Gene Ontology annotation, molecular function: protein kinase activity; ATP binding. Gene Ontology annotation, biological process: protein phosphorylation. The transcript is spliced from 4 exons.
GCGCUAACUACUGUAACUCAACUCCGACUCCGGAUAAUGGCGUCCAUCCUCCGGCGUCUUCCUUGGUCCGGCCGGGCAUGGAAGUCUCUUGUAUUCCCCAGCACCAGUUUCAGGCAAAUUCCCCUGGAAAGGAAACUGGAAGAAGAGCUCCUUCCCGGUUACGUUGCGUCGCGUUACUAUCCCGUCCGCCUUGGCCAGAUUCUCAAGGACCGCUACCAAAUUGUUGGUAAGCUGGGACUUGGAACAAGUUCGACAGUUUGGUUGGCGCGCGACUUGAGCGGUCGUCGCCAUGUCGCACUGAAGGUCUUUAUACACUCCGAGAGUCUCGGUACUCAGGUGGACCACGAGCUUUCCAUGUACAGGCGAAUCUCGGCGGCAUCGACGAGGCAUCCCGGCCGCGGCAGUGUCCGGGAACUGCUCGACUCUUUCGAGGUAACUGGGCCAGACGGAUCUCACCGCUGCCUAGUGCACCCCCCGCUGUGGGAGAGCGUCCUGACGUUCCUGCACCGCAACCCUGUGAGGAGGUUGCCAGCGCCCGUCCUCGCCGUUGUCCUCCGUCGCCUCUUCCUCGCGCUGGAUUUUCUCCACACAGACUGCAAAAUCAUUCACACAGACAUCAAAGCCGACAACAUCAUGUUUGGGAUUGAGGACGACUCGGUUUUCGCCACCUUUGAAGAGCAAGAACUGCUCGAACCGUCAGCUCGGAAGCUGUUGGAUGGCAACAGAGCCAUCUAUGUGUCACGCGAGCUUCCGAUGCCAAAGAAAUGGGGCGUGCCGGUCCUCUGUGAUUUUGGCUCGGCCGUGCCAGGGGGCAUGGAGCAUUCAGAAGACGUACAACCGGAUGUAUACAGGGCGCCCGAAGUUAUCCUGGAAGCACCAUGGUCCUACCCAAUCGACAUCUGGAAUGCCGGCUGCAUGAUAUGGGACCUCUUUGAAGGCGGUCACCUGUUUACGGGACAUGACCAGGAGCAUCAAACCUAUCGAAGCCGAGCUCACCUUGCCGAGAUUGCUGCAUUGCUGGGACCACCUCGCCAACUGGUAUACCGAGUGCAGCCUCCCGGCUGACUGGCGCAUUACAACUACCGAGAAUGGCUGGACUACC